AUUUUUUGCAGAUAUCUUUUUGAUCAUGGACAGUCAAAAUAGAGUGAAUAAAGAGGGAAGACGCUGAUAUCAUGCUGAUUCCUUUACAAAUAGCCGACAUUGAAAGUAUCUCAGCUUCAAUGAAGCUAUAUGUCGAAUAGGAAGAAAUAAAAUCAAGUUAUUUAAACUAUUUGAAAUUAAUAGAUAACAAAUGUUUUAAUUAUUAAUUUAUUUAAAAGCUCUGCUGAUUAUAAAAUUCAAGACUGGUAAUUUAUUGCACAUGAGAAAUGACAUCAAUUUCAGUGAAUAGCAUGCUUCUUGGUUAGGAAAACGUAGUUAAAAAUAUAAAAUAAUUUUAUCAAGAAAAAUUCUAUCUAAUUAUCAUGGAAAUUAUCAUUGGACGUUCUACAAAUUUCACCGGAAUAUUCCUUAGAUCUUUUUCUGUUUUACAAAAAACAAAAACUCUAACAAAUUUGAGAUGUUUAUGUCCAUAUGAUCAUAAGAAAUGGAAUUUUACCUUUUCUGAAACAAAACUACAACAUAGAACAUUGACAAAAUGCUUUUUACCAAGACCCAGUUCUCUACAAAGUAUUGCGAAUACGAGACAUGUAUCAGUUAAUAAAUAUUUACUUGUAAAAUUUUCUAGUAAAACAGAAAAUGAAACUAAACAUGAGCCAACUAUAACAUCUUCGAAAUUAAAUGUUUUUCAAAAAAUGAAACAAUUAGCCAAAGAUUACUGGCACAUUUUAAUUCCUGUUCACAUUUUGACUUCAACGUGUUGGGUCUCGAUUUUUUAUGUGGCAGCCAUAAAUGGAGUUGAUGUCAUAGGACUAAUGGAAUACAUACACAUGCCCGAAAAAUACAUAGACAUGAUUAAAAAUUCAGGUGCUGGUCACUGGGCAGUUGUCUACGCUUUGUACAAAAUAUUUACUCCAAUAAGAUAUACAGUUACUGUUGGAGGAACAACGAUGACAAUUAAGUAUCUUGAUGAAAAAGGAUACAUGAAGUUCAAAUUACCUUCAUCAAAGACAAUGUCGUCAACAAAAUCCAGUGCCACUUCAGAAAAAACAAGUGACACAUCUAUGUCAACAAGUGGGAAACAACAAAGUGAGAAUUAGUGGCAAAAUGUAAAAUACGUGCAAGUCAAAACAUAUAUGAGAUGAUGGAUUUUAAAAACUGUCAAGAAUUAAUAAAAAUGAAUGAAAGUUUUUCAAUAAAUAAAACUGUUAAAAGGUUUUUUCCCUUUGUUAGAAUAAUAAAAAUAAUUAAACAUUAUUGACGUUACGAAUUGUAAAAAAUUUAUGUUAAUCAAUAAA
Chelonus insularis is the source of this 1295-nucleotide messenger RNA. RefSeq lists its product as uncharacterized. NCBI's taxonomy places the organism in Eukaryota, Metazoa, Arthropoda, Insecta, Hymenoptera, Braconidae. The record is from RefSeq and is a predicted model, not a curated record. The transcript is spliced from 5 exons. Gene Ontology annotation, cellular component: mitochondrion. Bases 363 to 1097 code for a protein of 244 amino acids.